AUGUUACCGAUUCUUCGCGUGUCUUGCACCAUUACUGAUACGACUAACGCCAAGCCCCGAACGGGUACCAUACUUGGAGAAGCCGAAAACCCUCACCGAGUAAGUUAUCCAACUUUACAAACAGGUACUGAAGUACUCAGGCGUCGUUCGAUAUUCGACCACAAACUACUGAAACUCAGGCCUCAAAACCCUAGUUGUGACCCUAUGGCUGAACGCAAAUAA
Messenger RNA from Funneliformis mosseae, 222 nucleotides. The record is from the annotation of a GenBank genome assembly. Lineage: Eukaryota; Fungi; Glomeromycota; Glomeromycetes; Glomerales; Glomeraceae.